AUGACGUCGACGGCGCCGCCUUUUACUACUACCGUGUCUGGCCCCCCAGUUACCGUGACAGAAGUGAUUACCGUCCCACCGCUACCCCCUGCAACGACGGCGGAAACGGCUUGGACUGCACCCGCUCAGAUGACUGACCUAGCUGCUUUCAAUAUCACUAAUUUUGCUAGUGGCCAGCAGAAUCUCCAUAUUGUUCCCGACGCCCCGGCCUCAUCUAACCAGAUAGGUCUAGCUAUCAUGGACGACGGAAAUUCCUCUCUGUCAAUAUUCCCGCAGCAGAACUCCACUGCGGCACUGCAGCUCUUGUAUCCUGCGGAUUCGAUUGAUCCUGCCAAUGACCCACAAGGGGGUGCGGACUUCUAUGCUACUCCCCUUGAUUUGCAUAACGCACAGAGUGUCUCUCUGGAGUACAGCGUCUUCUUCCCUGUCGAUUUCGAUUGGGUUCAAGGCGGGAAGUUGCCUGGCAUUUACGGUGGACACACUGGCUGCUCUGGAGGCGACGCGGCAGUCACUUGCUUUAGCACUCGCUUGAUGUGGAGAGCGGGGGGUGCAGGCGAGCUGUAUCUGUACGCACCCAAAGAUAAACAAACGAAAGCCCUAUGCUCGACGCCUCCUUUGUCCAUUUGCGAUGCUGCAUACGGCUUGUCUAUUGGCCGGGGAUCCUUCAGUUUCACUCCUGGGGCAUGGACUCAUGUCCAACAGACCGUUUCACUUAACACGCCCGGGGAACAAGACGGUGGCUUCGUCCUGUACGUGAAUGGGAAUACCGUGAUCAAUCGAACGGAUGUAUAUUAUCGUGACAAUCCUGCCGACGGUUCUGAGGGCGACGAUUCGGAUGGCGACGACAACAACGACGAUAGCCAGGCUCCAGAUGGUUCAUCCUCCGGGCAAGCUACUGAUGGUGGGAGCCUUCUUGGUGGCCUACUUGGCAACUUUGUUCGCGUGGCAUUCUGGCCCACUCAUGGCAUGCUUAUACUGCGCAACGAAGUAGACUACGGGGUGCCUGAGCCGUCACUAGCUUUGGCUUCAGAAGGCGCGUUCUCCGGUACUGCUGGUCCUGCUCUCGUGUCUAGGUCAAUGUCCGCUCCGCAGCUGAAUUCAACUCUUCAAAUAAUCUCGGUGGUCACCCUUACUAGUAUCAUUCAGAUGGAGGCCAUGGUACAGACACUCACUCCGUCCGUGACAAGCACUAUCACCCUUUAUCCUACUCCGAAUCCCACCAAUGCUACGUUUGGCAUUGAACAGGUCCCAAAUCGACAGCCGGUUAAAUUCACUGGUCUUUUUUUCAGUACGUUCUUUGGUGGACAUGAUCCUGAUUGGGCUUCGCCUAAGGAUCAAUACACCUGGUUCAAGGAUUUCUCUAUGACGAUAAACAAUUGA
Messenger RNA from Fibroporia radiculosa, 1380 nucleotides. RefSeq lists its product as uncharacterized. The coding region runs from base 1 to 1380 and encodes 459 amino acids. The record is from RefSeq and is a predicted model, not a curated record. NCBI's taxonomy places the organism in Eukaryota, Fungi, Basidiomycota, Agaricomycetes, Polyporales, Fibroporiaceae. The transcript is spliced from 3 exons.